CGGUCACCUCUGAGCCAGCGCGUGAUCGCCGCGUCCGGCACCUCCCUUUCCUUUGCCUCUACCACUUCCGCCCCGGCGGACGGGUCUCACCCUCGGUUGGGCGAGACGACCGGACGCAUGCGCACUGGGAGCACCCUGAUCAAAAUCGCAAUCAAAACUGCUUUUGUGUUAGACACUAACCAUGGAAUCUAUGAGCCAUCGUGACUGGUCCGGGAGAAAUGCAAUUUUGAAGGCUAGUUCGAUUGUGACGCAGUUUAAAUUCGCGUCUCUCCGCGGACCCCGCCCGCUGACGCGUCCGUCCUUAGACACGUGAGCAGCCGCCUUCCGCAUUGCCGGGCCCGUCCUCGGCCCCGCCCUAGCCCGCGUCCCGCGCAUGCGCAGUCGCUCUUCCGGCAGGCCGUACGUCGCGUGAGCGUCAAGAUGGCUGCCCCCUUGCGGCACACGCUGCUAAGGCUCUUUCCUACAGUCUUACGAAGUUCCUAUGUAGCGCAGGUUCCCCUCCAGACUCUCUGCACCAGAAGUCCUGAAGAAGAUGCUCCAUCCUCACUUCCUGUUUCCCCAUAUGAAAACGAACCUUGGAAAUACCUGGAUUCAGAAGAAUACCAGAACCGCUAUGGCUCUCGCCCUGUUUGGGCUGACUAUCGCCGCAACCACAAAGGGGGUGUGCCACCACAGCGGACCCGAAAGACAUGUAUUCGUAAGGAUAAAAUUGCUGGGAAUCCUUGCCCCAUCUGCCGGGAUCACAAGCUGCAUGUUGACUUUAGGAAUGUGAAGCUGUUGGAACAGUUUGUUUGUGCCCACUCGGGUAUCAUCUUCCACGCCCCAUACACAGGUGUCUGUAUGAAGCAGCACAAGAAGCUGACCCAGGCCAUCGAGAAAGCCAGGGAGUAUGGCCUUCUCAGUUACUACAUUCCCCAGGUUGAGCCCCGAGAUGCUGACUUUCAUACUGUGCAUGGAGCUGUCAGUGUGACUCCACCAGCCCCCACACUGUUGUCAGGUGAACCUUGGUACCAGUGGUACAGCUGGCAGCAGCCACCGGAGAGAGAGCUGUCUCGCCUUCGCCGACUCUAUCAAGGAAAUCUCCUAGAAGAAAGUGGCCCGCCACCUGAGUCAAUGCCUGAGAUGCCCACUACACCAGCAGAAGCCUCCACUGAGCAGACUGGCUCCCACAGUGCUUAGAACUUGUGACCUGGGGAAGUCAGACUAAGGGAGUGGGUGUCUAGGGCUAUGUGGUGUCCUGUGUUCUGCAAAGGGUUCUGUUUUGUGACGGUGGCAGACCCUAAAGGGAAAUGAAGAGGACAAGCACAUUUAAAGUUGAGGAGGGAUCUAGACGUAUAUGGGUAACUCUGGAGAGGGCUUACAUAUGAACUGGAGACUUGUGUGUGCGCUUGAUAAUGUGUCCCUAUUUUAAACCUCCUGGCUCAGCUUUUAUACAAUAAAGCUGUGUCUCUUCACCCA
Molecule: messenger RNA, 1458 nt
Organism: Mastomys coucha (southern multimammate mouse)
Lineage: Eukaryota; Metazoa; Chordata; Mammalia; Rodentia; Muridae
Gene: Mrps18b
Product: mitochondrial ribosomal protein S18B
Exons: 7
Coding region: 421-1179 (252 amino acids)
Biological process (GO): mitochondrial translation
Cellular component (GO): ribosome; mitochondrion
Molecular function (GO): structural constituent of ribosome
Source: RefSeq, a predicted model, not a curated record